AUGCUGGUCCAGUGGACAGCUGUGUCCCCUUUCACCCUCUUCUAUGGGAACUACGUCAUCUACUUACUUCCCACUUUCCCAGCCCCGCUCGGCUGGCUGGCUUUCAAAGACACCGGGAAGACGCCCGUGGAGCCUGAGGUGGUGAUCCACCGCAUCUGGAUCACUCUCACUAGCCUCAACGUGAAGUCGCUGGAGAAGGUGUGUGCUGAUCUGAUCAGAGGCGCCAAGGAGAAGAACGUGAAAGUGAAGGGGCCAGUGCGCAUGCCCACCAAGAUCCUGAGGAACACUACAAGGAAAACACCUUGUGGUGAAGGCUCCAAGACGUGGGAUCGUUUCCAAAUGAGAAUCCGCAAGUGCCUCAUUGACUUGCACAGCCCCUCCGAGAUAGUUAAGCAGAUUACAUCCAUCAGUAUUGAGCCAGGCAUGGAGGUUGAAGUCACCAUUGCAGAUGCCUAA
Myodes glareolus (Bank vole) is the source of this 456-nucleotide messenger RNA. Lineage: Eukaryota; Metazoa; Chordata; Mammalia; Rodentia; Cricetidae. The record is from RefSeq and is a predicted model, not a curated record.